Messenger RNA from Eurytemora carolleeae, 2839 nucleotides. Its product is annotated as thyroid receptor-interacting protein 6. The record is from RefSeq and is a predicted model, not a curated record. The transcript has 16 exons. Gene Ontology annotation, cellular component: focal adhesion; stress fiber. Bases 120 to 1805 code for a protein of 561 amino acids. NCBI's taxonomy places the organism in Eukaryota, Metazoa, Arthropoda, Copepoda, Calanoida, Temoridae. Gene Ontology annotation, biological process: cell-cell adhesion.
AAUAACACUAUGUUCUACAAGGUAUAGCAGGGCAUACAACACUACCCCGCAAUUUGACUCAACAAACCAUAUCUCAGGAUUUCUCAAACCAAACAUUACCAGCCAGAUAUUCUCAGUCAAUGCAGCAACAGUAUAGUACACAGUUGAUGAAUAACAGGGGGAUGACCGGCCAAAAAUCUGGUUCCCAGCAGCAGCUGAAUCAGAUUCAAUCCAUCAAUCAAUCCUUCCAUCUUCCACCAAGCAGCCAACAUAAUAUACAAUCAAUCAAUCAACACUUCGUCAAUCAGCAGGCUUCUCAACAAACUACAAAGCAUCUACAGCAACAGCAGUCACAGCAGAUGUUCCAACAACAGCAAGCAAUUCAACAACAUCAACAGCAAGCUGCUCUCAAACAACAGCAGCAGCAGCAACAAGCAGCUCUUCAACACCAGCAAUCUGUUCUUCAGCAGCAGCAGAAGCAUUCUUCUUUUCAGCAGCAACAACAAGCUCUUCAGCAACAACAACAAGCUCUUCAGCAACUUCUUCAACGACAACGAAGUGAGGAGGAUUCUCGGAAGAAAAGGGAGGAGACGGAGUUGCAGGAAAACAUGGCGGCAUUGCGUCUCAAUAAACAAGGAAUAGAGACGGGUGGAGACCAGGAUAGAACCUAUAUGAACGUCCAACCAGUGGCCAUAGUAGGGAAGGGUGGACGCAUCUUAAAACCCGGAGAUGUCAAGGAGAAUUAUCUUAAACAGGAAACUGGAGGCGGAAAGAAGGCCCCUGUAGUACCAAAGAGUCAGGAGGUCAAGUACAAGAAGGAACCGUUGUACAGUACUAUUCUACAGUUCCCCGGACCAGAUUCAAACCCUAAGCUGCUUGGCCCCAAUGUAUUUGAAGAUUGUGUUUACGCAAACUAUGCUCCUGCUUCACUCUACUCAAACUAUUCAAAUUAUAGUGAACUAGAGGUACUGCGAAGUACUGACUCCCAGUGUUCCAAUGAAGAUGAGCCAACAGAAGGACUCCCUAACCUAGGAGAUAGUCCUGUAUCCUCUAGCUACAGUGAGCUCAGACAGGCGAAUAUACUGGGUGUUCAUCCAACUGUUCCAAUGACCCAGGCUGCUGACGGAAGUAUUUACGAGCCUAUUCUACCUCCCAAGGGAAUUGCAGGUCCAAACUCAUUGCACUUCAAGACUCUAUCCAAUGGGUCAACCGACAGUGACUAUUUUGGAUCCUGUAUUGCCUGUGGGGGCAAAAUAAUAGGAGAAGGAGCUGGUUGCAGUGCAAUGGGACGGCUGUACCAUGUACAGUGCUUUACAUGUUCCGAGUGUGGUCGAUUACUGCAGGGCCUACCCUUCUAUGCUGUUGAAGGUGCUCCUCUAUGCGAGGCUGAUUAUACGAAUACUCUGGAACAAUGCUGUAAAUGCUUUCAACCUAUCCUAGAGAGAAUACUUCGCGCUACAGGAAAACCGUAUCAUCCAAACUGUUUUACGUGUGUAGCAUGCCAUAAAAGCUUAGAUGGAAUACCGUUUACCGUUGAUGCGACCAAUCAGAUUCAUUGUAUUGAUGACUUCCACAGGAAGUUUGCUCCUAGAUGCAGUGUUUGCCAGGAACCGAUAAUGCCAACGCCAGGUCAGGAGGAGACUGUCCGUGUGGUAGCUCUAGACCGGAGCUUCCAUCUGCAAUGCUACAGAUGUGUGGACUGCAACCUAGUGUUAUCAAGCGAAAGCGAGGGAAGGGGUUGUUAUCCCCUGGACAAUACAGUGCUUUGUAGGCAGUGUAAUACAAGAAGAAUACAAGCCCUUACUUCUAGUAUUCCACAGCAAUAAGAAUACAGUGUUUUGUAGGCAGUGUAAUACAAUAAGAAUACAAGCCCUUACUUCUAGUAUUCCACAGCAAUAAGAAUACAGUGCUUUGUAGGCAGUGUAAUACAAGAAGAAUACAAGCCCUUACUUCUAGUAUUCCACAUCAAUAAGAAUACAGUGCUUUGUAGGCAGUGUAAUACACGAAAAAUACAAGCCCUUACUUCUAGUAUUACACAGCAAUAAGAACACAGUGCUUUGUAGGCAGUGUAGUACAAGAAGAAUACAAGCCCUUACUUCUAGUAUUCCACAGCAAUAAGAAUACAGUCCUUUAUAUACAUUGUAAUACAAAAAUACAGGCAAUAGCUUCUAGUAGUCCACAACAAUAGGAAUACAGUGCUAAAAGCACUAGGCAGUGUAAUCAAAAUGGGCAGUGUAAUACAAGAAGAGCCCUUAUUUCUAGUAUUUCAUAGCAAAAAAAAAAUACAGUGCUUUAUAUACAUUUUAAUACGAGAAUACAGGCACUAGCUUCUGGUAUUCCACAACAAUGGGAAUACAAUGCUUUUUAGGCAGUGUAAUACAAGAAGAAUACAAGCCCUUAUUUCUAGUAUUCCACAGCAAUAAGAAUACAGUGCUUUAUUUACAUUGUAAUAAAAGAAUACAGGCACUAGCUUUUAGUAUUCCAGAGCAAUGGGAUUACAUUGCUUUGUAUUCUGUGUAAUACAAGUAAAUGUUAAAAGCUUCUAGUAUUCCAAAAAAGUAAGAACACAGUGCUCUGUAUUCUGUGUAAUACAAGCAAAAAUAACUUGUUAUUAGUUUUCCAAAAAAAAAUAGGAAUCGAGAUUUUUUUUACUUCAAGAUGACCUGCAGGUCAGGUCAUGGUACUUUGUCAGUUGAUUGUGAUAAAUUACAAAUUACAAAUUACAAAAAAACUUGUUCGAACUUCAACAUUCCUCUACUCGGUGGAGAUGGCGCAAUGCUGUUAUUUUAUUCCAUUUUAAUUAUGUUUUGCUGAAGUUUUGUCUUCCUGGAAAAAUCUCAUAAUAUAAUCUCUAUUUACA